Messenger RNA from Solanum lycopersicum (tomato), 1231 nucleotides. Its product is annotated as short-chain dehydrogenase TIC 32, chloroplastic-like. The record is from RefSeq and is a predicted model, not a curated record. Lineage: Eukaryota; Viridiplantae; Streptophyta; Magnoliopsida; Solanales; Solanaceae.
AAACAAUUCUGAAGCAACGGGAGAGAAGUAAAUAAACUACUGGUUCCUGUACUAUGUGGGUUUUUAAUAGAUCAAAAGGGCGAUCUGGGUUUUCCUAUUCCUCCACUGCUGAAGAAGUCACCGAUGAAAUCGACGGCUCCGGUCUCACCGCCAUUGUUACAGAUCCGUGGCUUUGGCUUGAGAACCAUGAGGUUUUAGUUCAAAUCCCAGCAGAGACAAAUAUUAGGAGCAUCAAGGGGUAUUGGUGCUGAAACUAGCCGUGUUCUAGCUCUGCGUGGAGUUCAUGUUAUCAUGGCUGUCAGGAAUAUAGCUGCUGGAAAAGAUGUUAAAGAAGCAAUAGUAAAGGAAAUCUCAGCAGCUAAAGUUGAUAUAAUGGAGUUAGAUCUUAGCUCAUUGGCAUCAGUAAGGAAAUUUGCAGCUGAUUUUAUAUCAUCAGGUCACUCAUUGAACAUGCUAAUUAAUAAUGCAGGAGUGGUGGGAAUUCCCUUUAUGCUUUCCAAAGAUAACAUAGAGCUGCAAUUUGCCACGAAUCAUCUAGGUCAUUUUCUUUUGACAAAUUUGUUGUUGGACAAGAUGAAGGAGACAACACGUAAAACAGAGAGAGAGGGAAGGAUUAUUAAUGUGUCUUCAGUAGCUUAUUGUAUGUUCACAUAUCGCGAGGGAAUUCGCUUUGGCAAAAUUAAUGAUCCCAAAAGCUACUGUAGUUUUUGGGCAUACGGACAAUCAAAGCUGGCCAACAUACUGCAUGCUUAUGAGCUCACAAGACGCUUAAAGGAAGGAGGAGUGGAAAUAACAGCAAAUUCACUUCAUCCUGGAACAAUCACAACCAAUAUGUUUCGUCAUCUGGGCAUUUUUGAUGGUCUUGUAAGCAAGUUUGGGAAGUUUAUUUUUAAAAACGUUCAACAGGGAGCAUCAACCACUUGCUAUGUUGCAUUGCAUCCACAAUUGAAGGGGAUAAGUGGUGAAUAUUUUUGUGACAACAAUUUGGGGACAACAACAGCUAUUGCUAGAGAUAUGGAUUUAGCUAAAAGGCUCUGGGAUUUUAGUAUGGAAUUAGUUAAGGAGUAACAUGUAAGAUGUUGUACCAGUAAGAGAGAAAAAAUAACUUUGUAUUUAAUAGUUUGUGAUGUUUAUUUUUGUAUCAUAUAGAGAAAUAAGAUGUUGUACCUAACUGAGAGUGUUCACCGAAGAAAAAGCUUUUUCGAGUAGUGAGGAAGAUUCAAGAUUUAAA